CGACGCUAGCACCACUCGGUUUCAGCUCGAGCGGGUUGGGGGCGCUAUCGAUACUCACCAGCCUCUGACGGACACACACUUCUAAUUUUAGCCGGUAAGACCGAAAUCGCAGCGCUCGGCUGGAUUCACAAGCGCAGUGACAGCCACUGCACUUGCACCACUUGCAGGGCGGAGCACCGACGCGUGUCGCACCCAGGCCGGAGCAAGACGCGUGUAGCAGCCAUGCGCACCCAAACGCUCGCAUGGCUCGUCCUAGCGACGGUUAGCGCAAAACCGAAACCCCUCGACGGCCGCAUCGCCGCCGUGACGGGCGGGUCGCGCGGAUUAGGUAGGGCCGUCGUCGACGAGCUCCUGCGCCAGGGCUGUGCCACGGUCAUCGCCUGCGCGCGCAACGUCGAUUCAUUGGCAGAGCUCGAAAAUGUUGUGGCAGUAACGGCCGACGUGCGCACGACAGAAGGGAGAAGAGCUUUUGUCGACGCCAUCGCGACCACAGGAGGUUUAGAUAUCCUCGUGAACAACGUCGGGACGAACGUCAGAGGCCCGACGACGGAGCUCGACGAGGGCGACUACCGCUCAGUGUUAGAAACAAAUUUAGAUGCGGCCGUGUUCCUGUGUCGCGACUGUAAAGCCAUGCUCGAGGAAAGAAACGGGUGUAUUGUGAACAUCGGCUCGAUCUCGGGCGUCUGCUGCGACCACACGGGUGUGGCUUAUGCGGUCUCGAAGGCCGGCUUGGAUCAUCUCACUAGAUAUUUAGCGUGCGAGUGGGGGCCCUGCCAGGUGAGGGUGAACAGCGUGGACCCCUGGUUCAUCCGCACGGAGCUGACGGAGCCUCUUUUGGAUGAUUCCGAUUUCCGAGCAGCGGUGGAAGCGAGGACACCUUUGCGAAGGGUCGGCGAGCCGUCCGACGUCAGUCAGGCCGUCGCCUACCUCUGUUCGGCGCCUUAUGUGACCGGACAAAUAUUGUGUGUGGACGGGGGUUUGACGUGCAACGGGUUCGAGUACCAGAAGCCCUCGUCCUCGAACCGAGAGAAUGAUAUCGCGGGGGGGAUGGGUGGUUUCUAAGUUCAGCAACUUAGGG
Molecule: messenger RNA, 1078 nt
Organism: Pelagomonas calceolata
Lineage: Eukaryota; Pelagophyceae; Pelagomonadales; Pelagomonadaceae
Source: the annotation of a GenBank genome assembly